AAUAGUACGCCUACACACUUGCUCAUAGUACAACAGAAAUUGACAUCAUUUACUUACUAUUUAUUUCCUACUCCGGCUGUGGUGGACUUAUUAUUUGAUUUUUAGUACAAUGGAUUCAGCUUUACGUGAGCAAGUUAUGAUAAAUCAAUUCGUUUUAGCAGCAGGAUGUGCCCGAGAACAAGCAAAACAACUACUUCAAGCGGCACAUUGGCAAUUUGAGACGGCACUAUCAAUAUUCUUCCAAGAGGUUGCAAUACCAGCUGGGGCAAAUGGUGUUGCUGCACCUUUUCGUCAGCAACUGAUGACGCCGUGCAACACGCCGGCGACGCCGCCCAACUUCCCCGACGCGCUGGCCGCGUUCUCGCGGCUGUCCACGACGGGCAGCCCGGCCGGCGCCGGCCCCGGCCCCGGCGCCGCGCCGCCCGUGUCGCCGCUCGCCACGCACCCGCCGCCGCCGCAGGUGCAGAUGCAGAUGAACGCGUUCCCCGGAUCACCCAACUCGCAGAACAAUUAUGCACCACUCUCCUGCUCCACCGCAGUCUGCAGUGAACACAUGCCAAGAUAAAUUGAAAGUAGUAGUUUAGGAGCAUCUAUAAUUUAUUUUUCUAAUGGUGCGCAUUGUGAGCUGUGGAAUUGUGUACGAAAUGUUUACUUUACGAGACUUCCUGCUGCGGUGCGCUCGCGCCAUCGGGGUGUUGUAGUCAAUCAUGUUAAAUAUAUUAUAAAAUAUUGUAUCUUUAUUAUAUACAGUUGUUUCAGAAACAAUAUGCACAAGAACAUCCUAUUUAAUAUUGUGUUACAGUUUUUGGUAAUCAAAAUUUAUACCUGUGAUCCUAAUAUUUUGGUAUUGUACAAUAUAUGAAAUCAUAUUAUAAUUAAUUAUGACUGUAUAAUAGGUAAAACGUUUGAAAUCAAUGUUAAUAUUUUAUUUGGUAAGUGUUAUACUGUCGAACAUUUUUACACAAGUGUAAUCGCUGUUUAGGAAACAUUGGAUACAACAGAAUGUAAGGCCUGGUUUAGACGGCUUGCGAACUCGCAUGCGAUUUUAGUUACAUUGCGGGCUGUUGAGGUUACAUACAAGUCAGCACAGCCAUCAAAUACCGCAAUGUAAUAAAACUCGUAUGCUAGUAAAGUUCUCGUACCGUCUGAAUGGGCCCUAAGGAUUAGACGCAUUUCGCAAAGACAAUACUGAACGCUGUACUCGACAACAAUGCAAUAUGAGAAACUGGGAUGUUAAUACUCGCUUACAACCACCUUCACAGUUAAAGAUAUCUGCAUAAUUCUCAGAUUUGAAAUAAUUUUAUAAGUAGCAUUGUACAAUUUUAGGUUAUAGGUAGCCUGUACAAUUUUAGGUUUCUUAUUAGCAAUUUAUAUGCAUUCAUUACAAUUUUACAUAUUGAUAAUAAAUUUAACAUUACAGAUAGGUUACCUUAUCAGUUCAUCUUUGACUUCUAAUUUCAAAUUGUUAUGCUCAAUUAAUAUUCGUUUUUGGCGAUUGUAUAAUAUACUAUACUACGUAACGUAGUUAUACUUGUAAAUGUUUUAGAUCAUAGCUUUGAAACAGAUCUUAUAAUAAAAUAGGUACUUCCUGUUAAUUCAUAUAAUUUGAUGUCUUAUGUUUAUAAGAUCCAUUCUAAAUUAGUCAAUGUGCUGGACAUCAUGAGUGUAAAAAAAUCUAAGAUUAUCAAUAUUUUCUUUUAUCGAUUAUAAAAGGUACCUAUGUAA
Messenger RNA from Leguminivora glycinivorella, 1725 nucleotides. RefSeq names its product UBA-like domain-containing protein 1. The transcript has 4 exons. The coding region runs from base 110 to 565 and encodes 151 amino acids. Lineage: Eukaryota; Metazoa; Arthropoda; Insecta; Lepidoptera; Tortricidae. Gene Ontology annotation, molecular function: protein binding. The record is from RefSeq and is a predicted model, not a curated record.